Onthophagus taurus is the source of this 1988-nucleotide messenger RNA. RefSeq names its product cytochrome P450 4C1-like. The record is from RefSeq and is a predicted model, not a curated record. Gene Ontology annotation, molecular function: iron ion binding; heme binding; monooxygenase activity. NCBI's taxonomy places the organism in Eukaryota, Metazoa, Arthropoda, Insecta, Coleoptera, Scarabaeidae.
GGACAUCUUUUCUUUAUGGUAUAUUAUUAAUGGUCUUUGAAGCCAUUUCAUCGCACGUUACACGCAAACAAACAAAACUAAUAACGGGACUCGAAAAACGAGGAAUCCCCGAACACAUGUCGGUAAACAUCUACUACAGAUUCCUGUAAUGUGUUCGUCUGGUUACCUACGCAACCGUUUAUUAGAAAUAUUUGCCCGUCAUGCAAAGAAAAGUCCGUUUAUUAAAGCAUCCGCUUAUAAUAAUAAAUUUAUACAUGAAAAUAUAGGUUUGGGGUUGGUUCCAAGAUUUUUGUUCGCUUAUUUUCGUUUUUUCUAUCAAAAUAUAUGAGAUUACUUUAAAAUGAAACAAAACAAGAUUAAAUUUUAAUUAAUCAUAUCCUAAUAAUAACUCGAUAAGUUUUAAGAACUUCAGUUUCUUGUAAACAACUCAAAAGACAACAUUGUAUACAAUGAGUUUUUCGGGAAAUUUAUCAAUUUAUUCACCGACUUUUUGGUUAUUCACCGUGUUAAUAUCAUUAUGGUUAAUUCAGAAAUUUUUUAAAACAAUAUUAUUUUACAAACAUCUCAGAAAAAUACCCUCCCCGAAAGGAAUCCCAUUCUUCGGAAACAUUCAUCUAAUAUGGUUAAAACCAGAUGAAUUAUUCGCCGAUUUAAGAUCGGUAAGAAAAACGUACGGUUCGAUUACCAAAUAUCAAAUCGGAUUCGGAAUCACUGUUAUCCUAUCAAAUCCUAACGAUAUAGAAAUGGUGAUAUCGCAAAUGAAACAUUUAACGAAAAGUGCUACUUAUAUCCCGUUAAAUAAUUGGUUAAAGGAAGGUUUGCUUUUAAGCGACGGCUCAAAAUGGCAGGAAAGGCGAAAAUUAUUAACACCUACUUUUCAUUUUACAAUUUUGAAUCAAUUCACUAAGACCUUUAUCGAGGAAAGUAAUAAAUUGGCGAUUGAUAUAAAGAAAAAAUUAAACGAACCCGUCGAUGUCUUAUCACUUGUUACAAAUUUUACUUUACAAUCAAUUUGUGAAACUGCAAUGGGAACAAAAUUAGACGAACACAAAAGCGGUGAAAAUUAUAAAGAUUCAAUCUACAGUUUGGGUUCACUUAUAAUAAAUCGUUGUAUAACACCGUGGCAACAUUCCGAUUUUCUUCAUAAAUUCACUUCAAAUUAUUGGAAAUCACGAUCGUUAUUAAAUUAUUUACACAAAUUUACUUCGAACGUAAUAAAAAAUCGUGAGUCUUCAUUUAACGUACUCGAAGUGAUCGAAAAAGAGAAACAAAUCGAGUCUAGAAAGCGUUUGGCAAUGCUCGAUUUAUUAUUAAUAGCAAAAAUGAUAACGAAAGAUAUUGAUGAUGAUGGGAUUAAGGAAGAAGUUGAUACAUUUAUGUUUGAAGGUCACGAUACGACAGCUACAAGUUUAACGUUUACUUUGAUGUUAUUGGCGAAUUAUAAAGAAAUUCAAGAUAGUGUGUAUCAAGAAAUAUGUAAUAUUUUAAAUGAAUCAGACCGUGAUUUUACAAUGGAGGAUUUAAAUGAAAUGAAAUAUUUAGAACGUGUUAUAAAGGAAUCUUUAAGAUUAUAUCCCAGCGUUCCUUUAAUUGGGAGAACUUUAACUGAAGAUAUUAAGAGAACUAGAACUGGUUAUUACAUUCCUAAAGGGUGUAGCGUUCUUAUUAACAUUUACGAUUUGCAUAGAGAUUCUAAUUAUUAUACAGAUCCGGAGCGGUUUGAUCCGGAUAGGUUUUUACCAGAUAACGUUACAGGAAAACAUCCUUAUUGUUAUAUUCCUUUUAGUGCUGGACCUAGAAAUUGUAUCGGUCAAAAAUUUGCCAUGCUCGAAAUGAAAGCUGCGAUUGCAACGAUUUUAAGAAAUUUCGAAUUGUUCCCUAUCGAUACACCACAAACUAUAACGUUACAAACCGAUAUUAUUUUAAGAAGUGUUAAACCGAUUUUCGUGAAAUUUCAACAAAGAGUUGAAUAAACUAAUUUAAUUUCA